AGAAUAUCUAGUUUCUCCUUUGAAUAUUUUCCAAAUUCAACUUGCAAGGUCAACCCUAAUUUUUAGUCUUCUUCUGAGUCUCAGUUAUUUCCUAUGGAUAUCGAAAAGGCAGGGAGCAGAAGAGAAGAAGAAGAACCCAUUGUCCAAAAGCCAAAGCUAGACAAAGGAAAAGGCAAAGCUCAUGUGUUUGCUCCUCCCAUGAACUACAGUCGAAUUAUGGAAAAACAUAAGCAAGAAAAGGUGAGCAUGCCUGGGUGGAAAAGAGGCGUGGCUAUCGUCGAUUUUGUUCUUAGACUCAUUGCAGCCAUCACGGCCAUGGCCGCUGCAGCAAAGAUGGCAACCACGGAAGAGACUCUCCCUUUCUUUACUCAGUUUUUGCAGUUCAGUGCUGACUACACCGAUCUACCAACGCUUUCAUCUUUUGUUGUAGUAAACUCAAUCGUGGGCGGCUACCUAACCCUAUCAUUGCCUUUUUCCAUUGUCUGUAUCCUCCGGCCUCUCGCAGUGCCACCUAGGCUCUUCCUCGUCUUAUGUGACACGGCGAUGAUGGGCCUCACUAUGAUAGCGGCAUCUGCUUCUGCAGCCAUAGUUUAUUUGGCGCACAAUGGGAAUUCAAGCUCGAACUGGCUUCCCGUUUGCCAGCAAUUCGGUGACUUUUGCCAAGGAACCAGCGGCGCCGUGGUGGCUUCCUUCAUUGCAGCAGCUCUUCUCAUGGUCCUCGUCAUUUUCUCUGCGUUUGCUCUCAAGAGAUCGACGUGAAAAUUUGUAUUUGUGCCUAUUAAAUUCCUGUGUGCUCUGAUAUUCAUUUGUGUGAAUUUGAAAAGAGUAAGAUAUAUGAUUUGGUUUUUGUUAAGUUGUG
Brassica oleracea var. oleracea is the source of this 859-nucleotide messenger RNA. Its product is annotated as casparian strip membrane protein 3-like. The record is from RefSeq and is a predicted model, not a curated record. Lineage: Eukaryota; Viridiplantae; Streptophyta; Magnoliopsida; Brassicales; Brassicaceae. The transcript is spliced from 3 exons. The coding region runs from base 94 to 759 and encodes 221 amino acids.